This is a messenger RNA of Juglans regia (Persian walnut), 1979 nucleotides long. Its product is annotated as BRI1 kinase inhibitor 1-like. Gene Ontology annotation, cellular component: plasma membrane. Bases 321 to 1250 code for a protein of 309 amino acids. The record is from RefSeq and is a predicted model, not a curated record. Gene Ontology annotation, molecular function: kinase inhibitor activity. NCBI's taxonomy places the organism in Eukaryota, Viridiplantae, Streptophyta, Magnoliopsida, Fagales, Juglandaceae. The transcript has 2 exons.
GAUUCGAGGACCCACCAACUUCUUUUUUACACAUAAUCAAAUUUUAUCAUUUCUUCACGUUUCACUUAGAUGGUAUGAUGGUCACCACAACCUUCAUCUACAUCACCAACAGAUAAAUGCAUGACAAUAGGUGAAUGUAUGAUGAAAUUUUCUGCACAAAAAGACUGACAAGAGUCUCUCUCUCUCUCUCCACUGCUUUCUGAUCCCUUUAUCCCUCUCCAAAGGUUUGCUAACAUCCAUAGAAUCGAAAACUAAAAGUGAGAGUAUUUCGGAUAGAGUUCCAGAUCUUAGUAUCUGUCUGCAGAAUAAUCUUUUGAGUUAUGGACAGAAACACCAGAGUGAAAUUAGUAGACAAGCAUCAGGAAGAUAGGAAGUCAAAACAAGAAGGAAAAGAAGCCAUAGCAGCAAAGCAACAGUCACCAACAUCUCCUGUAUCACCACCUUCAGCAUCCUCCUCUCCAUCCCAUGAAUUCUCCUUCACAAUCUCUCUCCACUCUUCCUCAACACCAAUCCAUGAUAAAACCAAUUUGCCACCUUCAUUUGCAGCUGAUUUGUCUCCGGCAGAUGACAUUUUCUUCCAUGGCCACCUGCUUCCUCUCCGCCUCCUCGCUCACCUCCCUGUCUCUCCUCGCUCCUCUACUAAUAACUUGGACAGCUUCAGCCUCCCAAUCAGAGGCUCAUUGGAUGAGCAAGAUCCCAAUAAAGACAGCAACAGCUGCAGCACCAGAAAUGGGAACAGCAUCACCAACAACCUUAACAGAAGCAACCACUUUAAACGUAACUUUGGGGAAACAAUGGGAAGAAUCAAGUCGAAGACUUUCUCGUUAUUUGGGCUGGCAAGACGGCAAAGGGGGCCUGAAGUUACAGAGAGGAAAGAUAAGGAGAAACACAAGAGGAAGCUGAGGUUCGAUGUGAGUCAUGUAUUGAGGAGGUACGUGAGGAUGUUCCGUCCAUUAAUGUUCUUCAGAAGGAGAGGAGAGAAUAUCCGAUUACGUCGCCAACCGUAUUCGUUUUCAGGUGACCUGAGCAUGAGAAAUAAGCAAGAGUUAGGAGGAAGAAGAGAAGAGUUUUCAGCACCAGCGUCAAUGAGGACAUCUCCAAAAAAUAGUGGUCUUCUUGUAGCAACUGCAGCGCUUCCUUCUUCUACUAGUGACAGCACCAUGGAAGAGUUGCAGGCAGCUAUUCAAGCUGCGAUUGCUCAUUGCAAGAAUUCAAUUUCGAAGGAAGAGAAAAUCAAAAGCUUAGAUUAGAUUGAUAUUUCAAUUUCCAUUCUAAGUUCGAUUAUUACAGGGACGUUUGUGUUUUUUUUUUCUUCCCAAUCAGGGACGUUUGUGUUAUAUAAAUAGAAGUAUAUAUUUGAAGAGUUUGAAAAGACACUGAGUAAAGGAGAUUAUGCAGAAGUUUUUUAAACAGUUAUCGCAUGGGAGACAAGGUAAAAGUAGCGGAGAUUAAUGUUUUUGGUGCUUCUUGGAAUUGGCCUUCGUUGAAUUCUCUAGAAUCGAGGGAACUCACGACAAAUGCUUCCCCUGAUUUCAAACCCAAUACCUCUUUGGUACCAGGUUUGGUGGACAGCUACCCAGAAUGGUAUCUCUUCCGUUGAGAGUGCACGCAACCUGAUUUGAUAUAGAGGCCCUCGAUUUGAUUGGCAUCAAGCUUUAGUGGUAUGCUUUUAUUCUAGGAAAAUGAUAGGGUGUACUUCAGGGCAUGGUGGACUAUGCUUUGCUAUUAUGCAUGACAGUUUUAUGGGUGUGCUGCAACUUGCUGUUAAGGAGAGGUCCAUCAAUCCUGGGCUUUGUGGAUGGCCAAACUGUAUCCAUUUUCUGUUUAUGCUGAAGAGAACUGCAUGAAUGUUGAUGUAAAUGGGUGUCAGAAUGCCUCCAUGGGUCUACUGUUGAUUUGAUUGGCUGUAGUGUAAUAAGAAGAGGUUGGGUUUAUUCAUGUAUUUGGUAGUUGCAUGGUGUAUUUCUGCUAUUAAUACU